AUGGCCAAGUCAAACGGACCAACCACCACACAGUUACCCUUCGCCAUUAUGGCCUAUAGGGCCAGUGUCCUCACGUCCACGGGUUACGCAGCCUUUAUGAUGCUAACUGGACGCCAACUUCGACUAGCCGCGGAUUCCCAGUUCCCUAUUUACUCGUUCCCGGCUACCCCGGCUACCGAUAAAUACUUCGCAGACCUACAAGAGACCCUACGGAUCACCAACAACCGCUCGAGUGAACACGAUCGUGUUGUGGUUCCACAGAAUCUACAAGUCAGGGUCUUGAGACAGUUCUACAAUGGGCAUCCGGCCAUCAACCGCAUGAGGGCUCUCGCCUGCAGUUAUGUGUAUUGGCCUCAAAUGGACCAACAACUGGAAUAG
This is a messenger RNA of Dibothriocephalus latus, 378 nucleotides long. NCBI's taxonomy places the organism in Eukaryota, Metazoa, Platyhelminthes, Cestoda, Diphyllobothriidea, Diphyllobothriidae. The record is from the annotation of a GenBank genome assembly.